UGAAUCAGCGGCUUGAUCCGUGUUCCGAGUGAGGAGACCGCUUCCUGGAGAAGCUCUGGGUACUGAACCCAGGUCGGUUUCCUUGUCCCGCUCCUGAAGCGGGUCAACCAGAGCUCGUAGCGUGGAACUGCCACUCGACCAGCCGAACGACACCACACUUAUGAAGAAUGAACCAUGGGACGGCGUUACACAUGAAACGACGGAGCCGAGUAAAAAAAAUGUCAACCACGCUCCUGCAGCUGCUCCCCCACAACCUGCGGCUGCUCAGGCCGGCUCGCAGCGCGCUGUUCGCCGGUAGCCUCACUUCUCCUCUGUCCUCCCUCUCCCUUUCCACCGACAGAGCUUUAUCGAGUCUGAGUGCCACGCGACGUGGGCUUCCCAAAGAGAAGAUGUCCGAGAACGGGAUGAUGUCCCGGGCCAAGGUGCUGACCAUUGACACCAUGAACCCCACCGUGAAGAAGGUGGAGUACGCCGUGCGUGGGCCCAUCGUGCAGAGGGCCGUGGAGCUGGAGAGGGAGCUCAGUGAGGGGAUGAAGAAACCCUUUGCAGAGGUCAUUAAAGCCAACAUCGGUGACGCCCACGCCAUGGGCCAGCAGCCGAUCACUUUCUUCCGGCAGGUGCUAGCCCUCUGCUCCUACCCUGAACUGCUGAGUGACAGCACAUUCCCAGACGAUGCUAAAAGUAGAGCCUGUCGCAUUCUGAACUCGUGCGGAGGGAACAGCAUGGGCUCCUACAGCCCCAGUCAAGGUAUWGGGUCGGUGCGUCAGGAUGUGGCUCGUUACGUCGAGCGGCGAGACGGCGGUGUUCCCUGCGAUCCAGACAACAUUUACCUCACAACAGGCGCCAGCGACGGCAUUGUGACCAUGUUGAAGCUGCUGGUGUGUGGCGAGGGUACAAUGCGUACAGGCGUCAUGAUCUCGAUACCUCAGUAUCCCCUGUAUUCAGCUGCGCUGGCAGAACUCGGUGCUGUCCAAAUUAAUUAUUACCUUAACGAAGAGAAGUGCUGGAGUCUGGACAUCACUGAGCUGCAGCGGGCUUUGGAUGAGGCCAGGCUGUACUGCAACCCCCGGGCCCUGUGCAUCAUCAACCCUGGAAACCCUACAGGCCAGGUUCAGAGCAGAGAGUGCAUCGAGGAUGUGAUUCGAUUUGCCGCUAAAGAGCGUCUCUUCCUCAUGGCUGAUGAGGUGUACCAGGAUAACGUGUAUGCUGAGGGCUGUCAGUUCCACUCGUUUAAGAAAGUUCUGUUUGAGAUGGGACCAGAAUACUCAGAAACGGUUGAAUUGGCAUCGUUCCACUCCACCUCGAAGUGCUACAUGGGAGAAUGUGGCUUCCGUGGGGGCUACAUGGAGAUCAUUAACAUGGACGAUGACGUGAAGGCCCAGUUGAACAAGCUCCUAUCGGUCCGUCUUUGUCCUCCUGUUCCGGGGCAGGCUCUAAUGGACCUGGUGGUCAACCCCCCUCAGCCCGGGGAACCUUCAUAUGAGCGGUUUAUUAAGGAGCGUACCGCCACGUUAAGUACCCUUGCAGAGAAGGCCAAACUCACGGAGCAGGUUCUGAAUACUGUGCAGGGCAUCAGCUGCAACCCUGUGCAGGGAGCUAUGUACUCCUUCCCUAGCAUAACCAUCCCUGAAAAGGCCAUCAAAGAGGCCACGGACAUUGGACAGGAACCCGACAUGUUUUAUUGCAUGAAGAUGCUGGAAGAGACGGGAAUCUGCCUCGUUCCUGGGAGCGGCUUUGGUCAGAAGGAGGGGACCUACCACUUCAGAAUGACCAUCUUGCCGCCGACGGACAAGCUGAAGGUCCUGCUGAACAAAGUCCAGGAGUUCCACCUGAAGUUCAACCAGCAGUACUCUUAAAACCCACCCUCACAGAAAGAGGGACCUGAUGCCAACCAACUAUGAAAAAAAAAAAAGCAAAAGCCAAUUAAAAUGCAUCCGUUUCCAAUAAGUGCCUUUUCUGUGAUGAGGGGGGUGGGGGCACAGAGUGGACGAUGUGGACCUCACUCACUGGACACUGUUGUGCUUCAGACCACAAAACAAAACCUGGGAGGAAAAACUGGUCAUUUCUGAUGCAAAAACAAACAAAAACAAAACCAUAUGGCUUCAUGUAUUAUCUGUAAUGUUUAAUUCUCUUAAGGAUGUAUAUACUCUGUGAAUUUGUGAGAAUCUGGUAACAUAAAGCCAACAUAAGACUGUACAAGAAAAGAAGCUGAUGCUGCUUUGAAACGUAGAACAUGUUUAACAGAUUAAAUGCUUCAUUCCUGCAGACUGUACACGAUAAGGAGGAAAAACGUCCUACAUGCAUGAUUUUUCUGUAAGACAUAAUUUUGUUGAGGACGCAGUCGUUUGUUUUACAAUAGUGUUUACUUUAAAAAAUUGUAAUUAGAAAAACAUGUUUUCUUUGAUUUUUAAAGUAUCUAUGAAACUUUCUUUAUGGCAUUAUUGAUUUAUUUUUUCUGAAACACGUUUUUAUUAUUUAUAUAAAGUUGUAGAUCUCAAAAACUCCUGGGAGUUUCUGUUCAAAUUUAUCUAAUUUUAGGAAACAAAUGGUACUAAAUAAGCUGUUUUUUUUAGCAUUAGUUUUCUUCAGAUGAAUGCAGAUGAUUGUUUGUCAUUUCCCACUUCAUGUUUUUUUUAUUGUAUAUAGUGAAACUGACAAACACUGAAAGCUGAUGAGUAAAUAUUAAUGUGACUACAAUGUUUUGAAUGACAACACCUUUGCCUUUAUUUUAUUUUUUAAUAAAACAAUGAAACUGCCCCGCUGACUGAAACAUGCAGAGCUUUUUGCUGUUUCAGCCUAAAUUAAGCUUGUUAGAUCAGAACCUGUGGUGUAAUUUUGAGCAAAAUUCUUGAUUAAAAUUGCUGUUUGAAUGAGA
Molecule: messenger RNA, 2875 nt
Organism: Austrofundulus limnaeus
Lineage: Eukaryota; Metazoa; Chordata; Actinopteri; Cyprinodontiformes; Rivulidae
Gene: gpt
Product: glutamic--pyruvic transaminase
Exons: 12
Coding region: 168-1856 (562 amino acids)
Biological process (GO): biosynthetic process
Molecular function (GO): pyridoxal phosphate binding; transaminase activity
Source: RefSeq, a predicted model, not a curated record